Contarinia nasturtii (swede midge) is the source of this 531-nucleotide messenger RNA. Its product is annotated as homeobox protein MOX-2-like. The record is from RefSeq and is a predicted model, not a curated record. The transcript has 2 exons. Lineage: Eukaryota; Metazoa; Arthropoda; Insecta; Diptera; Cecidomyiidae. The coding region runs from base 1 to 531 and encodes 176 amino acids.
AUGAACGCUAACGACAAUGAUAAUAAUCCGGUUAAUGCUAGUCGUAGCUGCAGCCGCUGUGGCAGCAUAAAUAGUACAAAAAGUGCCAUCGUCGUACCAUCGAAUCAAUUAACGAAUGAAGAAGAAUUCGAAAGUGCGACCAAGGUAUCGACACCAUCGUUACGUUAUAAACGUUGCACAAGUAAUUUGAGCGAUGAAGAGGAUCGACCGCAUUUUUGUAAUAGUCGUGAAACAUUGUCAAGAAGAUCAAGCGUUAGUCAUUUGACUCAUGAUGCAAUGAGCAGUUUUGGUUCGUAUACUUCGCUCAGUUUCCGUUCAACUGGAAAUGGCGAAGGUGUACAUAGAAGUAAUCGACACUCGCCUCAUAAACAUUCGCACAGCCAUUAUCAUCAUCGACACCACAAUCACAAUCAUCACUAUCAUGGGCAAAACUCAACACGUAAACAUCAAGUUUACUAUCAAACACAUCACGCUCUAUGCAAACGUGCUUUUUCCGGUGAAUCGCAUGGCGGUAAGUUGCAUAAAAACUGA